This is a messenger RNA of Chilo suppressalis (striped riceborer), 7828 nucleotides long. NCBI's taxonomy places the organism in Eukaryota, Metazoa, Arthropoda, Insecta, Lepidoptera, Crambidae. The record is from the annotation of a GenBank genome assembly.
CGCGCCGCCACUCGAGGCGCCCGUCCAUGCCGUUAGUGUCCGAAUCAUACGAAACUUCCACCACGCAACUUGCAAAAUAUAAGUGCACACUCGACUGCAAUCGACAUUUCAUGUAUUUUCGAAGGGUGCGACCAUAUCUGAGCGUGUAACGGAACGACACAGCGUGCACUCUGACCGCGCAAAUGCGGUUUCGGAUAUCUCGCUACGGAAAAAACAAACAUAGCACUCCUAGACGGCACACAACAGAGGCGCCACCUAGGCGCCCACCUCCACACGCCUGCUGAUGAAAGAAUAAAUUGUGAUGCUGGCUCGAACAGGACCCUACAGGAAACUGCGUCCCCGGGGACGACGAAGGACGUUGUAACUAAUCGGAUAGUUAAAUAAGUGCAAGUGCCUAAUCGUUACAAUGGUGGCUAACAGGCGGAAUUUUAUAUUUAGAGUAAGCAUCGUGAUCAACAUCGCCGUCCUCCUUUACGCGGCGAUGCAUUUAUCUGGCACCAACGCGCCAGGUGCAGAGUGGGUUCCAGUCUCUGUGGACGGUUCAGAGAGAAGUGCUGAAAUGAAAUACUUGCCCGGAAUUUACCGAGACGAAUUCCGAAACGUCACUGAGAGCAGAACAGCAGAAUUGAGUAUGAGAAAUAUCGAGGAAUCGACUUCUCAGAAGAUGCCAUCGACAGUAGCAACAACGAAUAAAACCGCUUCCAGCACGACAUCAAUAGCAGAGCUGGAAAAGAAAUUGCACGACACUUCGUCGGAAGCGGACCUAACGAAUGAAACACUGGAUAUAGUGGACGAGAACGCGCUAUCCGAACCGACACUCGCGCGUUUGCGUUUCUUACUUGGGUGCAAUGAGAAGGACUAUCUUCCUGAGUACAUUCAGCGGGGUGAAUAUUGGGUGCUCAAAAAUUAUGUGCGUGCCGAUCACGGUACAGUGUUGUGUCAUGAAACUAUAACUUAUACAACACACGCCGGGUUCGAAUUCCUUGAUAAUGUGCAACCUCUAGUCGAAAGAUGGAUGGCUCCGGUGAGCGUAGCCAUCCACGCGCCUGGUGACGACCUGAACCCUACUGUGAACAGCAUCAGGUACCUGCGCAACUGCCUCGGGAACGACCUCAUCAAGCAGUUUGUCACAUUCCAUGUGUUCUUCAGUAACAAACACAUACCGGGCAAAAUUCCAGAGCCAGAAAAAUUCCUAGCUGUCCCGUACAACUGUUCGGUGCCCCCACCGUUUGCAACCAAAGCCGGCACUACAUACAUGCAGAAGAAGAACCUACUGUAUCCGAUAAACGUCGCAAGAAAUGUUGCCAGAGACUCGGCCCUCACACACUUCAUACUGCCUUCUGAUAUAGAACUGUAUCCGAGUCCAUUCUUAGUACCUCGCUUCCUGAAUAUGAUCGCCAGAAACGCGAAGCCAUUGAACUCAACGAAUCCCAGAGUGUUCCCUAUAAGCAUAUUCGAAGUGGACGGCAAAGUUAAUGUGCCAUCAACGAAAACGGAGCUGCAAAAGAUGUUGAAAAACAAAACUGCCAUACCAUUUCACAAGUUCGUGUGCCCGGACUGCCACAAUAUACCACAGAGGCAACAAUGGAUUAACGCAAUGGAAACCAACCAAAUGGACGUCUUCCAUGUAGGUAAGAGGCAUGGGAAAUUCGUCCACUGGGAGCCCAUAUUCAUCGGGACUCAUCAGGACCCUCACUACGACGAUCGACUCAGCUGGCAAGGCAAAAAGGACAAAAUGACACAGGGCUACAUCCUCUGCGUGAAGGACUACGAUUUCAUGAUAUUGAACAACGCAUUCCUCAUCCAUAAGCCGGGCAUAAAGCACUAUGUGAAGAAUCCCAAACGGGACAGCAUCGUGGGCAAACAGAACAGCUACAUCAACAACGUCAUCAUGCCGGAGCUUAAGAAACUUUUCGGGACCAGAAGCGGCUGUUCUCUGUGACGAACGUUGACGAUCAUCAGAAUCAUUGGAAACAAUCAAACAUUGAAGACAACGAAAAGUAAUUUAAUACGUAAUAGCUACAGACAAUAAAACGAGAGUGUAAAGCAAAAGUGAUUCAACUCGAUAGAGUAACAUUUAUAUUUCUGAUAUUAUGUAUGUAUACUUUAUGCGUUCUAGUAUGGAUUGAUUACAAUCAGUUGGUAAUCUUGAUAAGGAACAUAUUGGAUUCCCUACUAGCAAAAGUCGAGCUCUAUGACCUUUGUCACCAUGUUUUGUAUUUUGCAAUUUACAGUAUUUUACAAAUCACACUACAUAGCAGUGUGGGAAGAAUUCCCCAAAAAUUACAGGAACUUGCGUUAUAUUAUACCAGUAACAUGAUUCGAUUGCAAUCGUUAAAAAGUGAUAAUUUAUGUAGUUGCGAAGACCACUAUCUCGCGUCUUUUAUAGCUUAUAAAUUGCUUGAAAUGCUCCUGGUGAAACUCAGGACUUUGAAGUCAUCAUAUAUCUUUUCAUUAGGCUACAUUUUGCGAAUAGCUUAGAUAUUAUGUAUAUCUACAAAUAUUAAUGUAAAUAAAGUGCCUCUUUCGCGUAUACCACUAUACACCUAACGUUUCCGAUAUUUAAGUGAAGACUGAGGUCUGACAGACUGAGUAGAUAAAAAUAGGAGUAGCCGAAUAUCUUAUUUGAUCUGAGAUGUAUACACUUGAUAUCUUCCACUAUAUAUUAAUACAUUGAGGACUCCUUGAGAUCAAGAUGUGUUUGCAUGAAAAUGAAAUAUAUCAAUAUAACUAACAGAAACAUUUGAAGUGAGCAUCAAAUAUAUUAUCAGGUUACAGGGUGCAAUUUUUUUUCCGCCUGAAUUGAGGACAUCUCGUGUUAGUUACUAUGAACAUAUCAUUAAAACUUAGUUUUAUAUUAAGAGAAUAACAUGGUAUUUUAGGUCAAAGAUCUUUGUCGUCUGAUUUAAGUAAUAAAUCUUGAAAUUGUAAAUGUUUAGCUAUUUUUAAAUAUUUUAAGCAUUCGUUAAUCUAAAAUGGUCAUUAAUAAUUUUAUUCGCACUUUUCCAACUCAAGCGCACAAAUUAUUAAAAAUAAAUUAAAGGUUCGCAACUUUGGUAGAGCGCUGUAAGUUACAAAAUAUCAAUUCAGUUAAUAUUAUUAAUAAAAAAUAUUUAAACUUUAUUCCUAUUGCUACUUACCUGCUUACUUAACACAACAUCUAAAAUUGUUACAGUUUUUCUCUCUGAACUCAACAUAAAGAUGAGAAAUAGUAAAAAUGUAUAUUUUGCGUUAUCAGUUAAACUUCCUGGUAGUAUAAUUUGUUGAUACUUCAAAUUUCCUAUAAUUUAUAAAAAUAAAAGUAAAUAUAAUGAUUCGAAUCAUUGAAUAACCAGCAUAGUAUAGAAAAUAUAAAUAAGUAACUUUUACUGCUACUAUGUAAUUAAUUACUCCGACCACUGCUUUUAAGAGAAAACCGGUUAUUAUAAUAAUGGUUUUUGAAUAUAAAAAUUUGUCUCCCAGUCCAAUAUAAAAACAAAUACCUAUUAAAUCCAUUAGAAAAAAUUACGGUGUAUAAGAAUACUUUAUGUAGUUUAAAACUAUAUUGUAUUUCCUAUACAGGAUACCAGAAUUUGAAAAUAAGAAAUGGAAACCUUUUGUAUUAAAUAUUAUAUAAUCUUAAUGUGAUAGUUUGAAGGCACGUAUAAUACCAAAUAUACUAAGCUAAAUAAAUGCCUAGCAUGUAUAAAAAGCUUAUGAUACUGAGGCCUUAUUAUUUAAAACAACUUUAUUUUCAUAAGGUUAAGUAUUUUGUCAAUUGUAAUGACAUUUAUUCUAAAUACCUAGUGUUAAUAUUAUUAGGUAUUCAUUGGUACUGAAACAUAGUGUGUGUCAUUUAUUAAUGUAUUUAUAAUGUAAACGCUAGCAUUUGUAAACUUAUUAGUAUUGAACCAACUCUGUAUAUAAAUUAUUUAUUUAUAAUUUAAUGAUACAAAGUAAUUUUGAUGGCGAUUCUGACCAUGAAACGAAUAUACCUUUUGACACCAAAUGUGAAACUGACACAUAAUACAAAAAACGUGUUCCGAUUCCCAUUCAAUUUCAGCAAUCAACUGUUCUAUUAUUUAUAUGAGAAUUAGGUUUUCAGUUUCGACUGUGGAUAAAAUGAUAUGUUGUAACUGUCUGUCGUGUGUCAUUGUUAAAAUGUAUCGUCGUAUCAUUCAGGUUUAUUUUCCAUAUUUAAAAUUUCUGCUUUUUAAACUUUAUUUCUUACUCAUUAUUCCAAUGAUUGUGAGUCUAGGUCCUCGAAUCGGUUCCUGAACGGGUCAAUACACUUAGGCUAAGAACUCACGGAGCGGUUUUUACCCGCACUCGGCGCGCGCGACCGCAGAGCUGUUUUAUUUCAAAUUUCACGACGCCGCAGAUUUUUGCAGGUCUCAUAAACUUAACAAAACAAGAUCUAACGAAACCACCACGGGUGCCGCAUACAACCGCGCACUCAGGGGUCGUAAAUGGUCGUAAUUUGCUUUUGCGUUCUGCAGGUGCGGGUGGAAAUCUACUAGCAAAAGUCGAGCUCUAUGACCUUUGACACCAUGUUCUGUAUUUUGCAAUUUACGGUAUUUUACAAAUCACAUUACGAAGCAGUGUGGGAAGAAAUCCUAAAAAAUACAGAAACUUGCGUUAUAUUAUACCACUAACAUGAUUCGAUUGCAAUCGUUAAAAAGUGAUAAUAUAGUUGCGAAGUCCACCGCCUGCGACCGCAGAGCUGUUUUAUUCCAAAACUCACGGGGACGCAGUUUUUUUCAGGCCUCGAACAAAACAAGAUCUAACGAAACCGCCACAGGUGCCGCAUACAACCGCGCACUCAAGGGUGAAAUUUUCUUUUGUGUUCUACAGGUGCAGGUGGAAAUCGUGCCGUGAGUUCUUAGCCUUACAGAAAUAUUCUGUUGGACACUGUGAUAUUUCAAAAAAAGGAAUAAUUAUAAAAACGGCGUUACCAGCGUUACGGGAGGCGUUUGAUGACUCUGAGAAAUAAGCGCUUUUUUUGUUCUUAAAAAUCGAAAAAUGAUUUUACACACAUUCUGAACUUUUUCUUCGUCCGUAGGUAACAAAAUAACAAAUAGUGCGGAGUAAGUAGAUUUUCUUGUACCACAUUGGCUCGGUCGAUAAAUCAGCGUUUUCAUAAUGGGCUCGCAAUAAAAUAUUUUAACGGCGCUUGUUCUUUGAGUCGUAAAGUGAAGGUUUUGUAACUACGAGUAAUAUCAAUACAAUUAGGUCCGGUGUCCUACUUCAAUUCACUGCACUGAUCUCGCAAGCAAAUUCAUGGUCACACAAAUCUGCCACACAGAUUUGUGAAUGCAGAUUAAUUUAUUUGGCGUUACGUGCUAAUAAACUUUUUCUGAAUUCCGUUCUAAAUACAGCAAAUAUAUUAUAACAAAUUAAGCAAAACUGGCCAUGUGCGAGUUGGACUCGCGCACUGAGGGUUCCGUACAAACCUGUAGGUAUACAAUAAUUAUUAAAAAUAUAUAUAUGUAAUGUAACUAAAAAUAUACAGUUUUCGCAAUUUAUUCUUUAUCUGUACUAUAAGACGUUGUUUCGUACCAAAUAUCAAGAUUCAGAGUUCAUGACCUGGAGGGUUUGAUUACUUUGCAAGUUUGGAAAAUUUUGGAAAUUUGCGGUAUAUACGGCAGUAUCUUUUGAUUGCGUUGGCUUAGAAGUUUGAUUUUUUCGCUGCUCUAAGGUACUGUAGACCUGAUUAUUUAAUGCUAAGGUCAUCACAUAAUAUACAUUCAAUGCCCAUACAACAAUCUGCCCGCGGAUCUUGACGCAACAAUCAAGAAAAAUAACUGCAACUAUAAAAAUCACUAUUUCCUUUUUAAUACUAAGUACCUAAUAAAUAAUUUAUACUCAGGACAGUACAGUCCAUAGUUCAUAAUAUUAGUUACAAUGAAACACGACUCAAACAAUAAACAAUAGCGCAUCCAUGUCCAUAUGUAACAGGGUAUGUCCCUAUUCAGAAAUGAAGUUUCACCAGUCAGAUUUUUUUCUCAGCCAUUCCAUUACCUAAUAAGGUUUCCUUGUUAAAUCCAUUGACUUACUGAUUUUAAGGACAGACCACAAAACCAGUGCUUAUGACAACCAAUUAAUGCUUUAAACUUAGUAAUAACCAUUGGUAAUUUACCAAAUUGAAGGUGGUGCAGUGAAUAAGAUUAGAAAUAUUAAGCUGAAAUGUUAAAUAGAUGGUGUUACUUACCUACAUGAUAAUAUUGUAUGAGGAAGAGCUAACGAAAAUAUACUGUUUAAAAAACUUAUUAGCUUAUCAAGUUAAACUAUUUAUUUACUUGAUAAAAUAUUUUUCAUUCGUGUAUUUGAUUGACUCAAUUGGAUUUUUAACCUUCAACAGAAUAACGAACAAAUGAUAUAAAAUAAAUUAGGUGUGUUAUGCGCGAAGUCCUUAUUUGUGUAAGUCAAUAAUAGGUACCUAUAUAAAGUCAUUCAACUCUGAAAUUAAACUUCGUUCUUACUCAGAUCAUUAGAUUCAUUUAAGAAUAUAAAUGUAAUGAAUGUACCAAUAAUAAAGGAAAAUUUGUAGCUGAGCCUUACCUAACUACUAUUUAUUUAGUUAUUCUGAGUAUAUAAAUAAAAAAUAGUGUUUAAACUCACCACGUUCGAAUAUUUUAGUCAUCUUACUUUAUAUUUAUUAGUGAUAAUAUUGUUUUAAAUAUAUUUUUCAACACACUUGCUCAAAAAAAGCAUUUAUACAAAGGUGGUAUAUAUAGUUCGAAAACUCAAAAUUACGGCCCGUACAGCGGAACGUGCGAUAAAUUCAUUACGCACGCUCCAUUUCGUGACACCGUGCGUAUUCUUUACGUUUUUUUUAAAUUUCGAUCGAACCUCCUCGGACACAUUUUAGUCUAUACGUAUGUUUCACUUUAAUACCAAAAAGAAAAAGAGGUGAAAGAUGUAGUUUAAAUUUUCACCACCCGCACGUGAUGCCAUUUGGAAAUGCGCGCCAUUUUAUUAUUAGAAAAAUUAUGUAUAAUGUUUUUUCGCAAAUGUGUUGAAAAACGUUGUAUGGCAUUCGUGUGGAUUGGUAUUACAAACUCUUUACUAUGGUAAUUUGUCUAUUCGUUUGUAAUAACCAACUUACCGCACUAAUAUCAUAAAUAACUAUUAAUUUUGUAACGUCUAUUUCAAUUGCUUUGACUGCUAGGUUAUAAAUAUCAAGUUUUGUUGUACUAUUCAGUAAGAACAAACUAAAUUUUCACCACGGUAUUCGCCAGGUUUUUUUUUAUUAGUGUUCUAAUUUUAAAUUACUCGGAGGAUUACCAGGUGAAAAUCAAGUUUUUUCUUACAGAAAAGCACUGUUGAACUGUAUUAAACAGUGACGCUAAUGAACCGUGAGUAAAACGCUUUUAUUCCAAUUUGUUGCAUUUCUCGUUGUUAUGGAUUUUAUAAUCAUGAAAUAAAUCCGUUUUCAAAUAUUUGCGAUUUAUGCAUGCAUAUUUUUCUUUUUUUGUGUAUAAUAAUAAAUCUCACAAUCAAAAUACUAUUUUGUGCACUGUUACCAGUGCAGCGGCCGUUAGCGUCAUUUUUAAAUCACUCUUACUUUAUUUAUGUAUGCUUUCCCAUGAGUGUAAGCGAAAGUAGAUCAUUUACAGAGGCGAAAAAGUACCGCUAUAUUAAAUUCAGAGAUUCAGUAUACAGGGCGUCCCACGGGUUUGUCACACGAAGGGAAAGUAUAUUAAAUAUUGAAGAUAGAAUAUUUUACUGAAAGAAGACAUCAUUUUAUUUUUAAUAAUAAGUAUAACUGCAUUUACAAAAAAAUAUCCUUAUGAUUAACUCUUUCGAUGGUUACAAUAAAAUACGUCAUGUGUUUUUUUUAAAAUUU